This is a messenger RNA of Calypte anna (Anna's hummingbird), 1259 nucleotides long. RefSeq names its product mothers against decapentaplegic homolog 7-like. The record is from RefSeq and is a predicted model, not a curated record. The coding region runs from base 1 to 675 and encodes 224 amino acids. The transcript is spliced from 2 exons. Gene Ontology annotation, cellular component: heteromeric SMAD protein complex. Lineage: Eukaryota; Metazoa; Chordata; Aves; Apodiformes; Trochilidae. Gene Ontology annotation, biological process: anatomical structure morphogenesis; SMAD protein signal transduction; cell differentiation. Gene Ontology annotation, molecular function: I-SMAD binding; transcription regulator inhibitor activity.
AUGGGUGCUGCUGGUGGGUCUCAAGCCACUUCUGGAGGUCGACCUGGUGACCUAGGAGCUAUAAAUCCAACAGUGGAGUCCUCCAAAUCUGAGUUAGCUUUAAUGGUUUCUUUAUCCCAUGGCUUCUGGAAAAAGGAUUUCCAAGUUCUUCAGGAGCCGGGGAAUCGAUCACACUGGUGCGUGGUGGCAUACUGGGAAGAGAAGACACGUGUGGGUCGGCUGUACUCUGUCCGAGAGCCCUCCCUGGAUAUCUUCUAUGAUCUACCUCAAGGGAAUGGUUUCUGCCUCGGACAGCUCAACUCAGACAACAAAAACCAACUGGUGCAGAAGGUCAGGAGCAAGAUUGGCUACGGGAUCCAACUCACCAAGGAAGUGGAUGGUGUGUGGGUGUACAACCGCAGCAGUUACCCCAUCUUCAUCAAAUCAGCCACACUGGACAACCCUGAUUCCAGGACGUUGUUGGUUCACAAAGUAUUCCCAGGUUUUUCCAUCAAGGCUUUUGACUAUGAGAAGGCAUACAGCUUGCAGAGACCCAACGACCACGAGUUCAUGCAGCAGCCAUGGACCGGAUUUACCGUUCAGAUCAGCUUUGUGAAAGGCUGGGGCCAGUGCUACACCAGACAGUUCAUCAGCAGUUGCCCAUGCUGGUUGGAGGUUAUUUUUAAUAACCGAUGACUUGAGACAGAGUGGACUCAUGACAUUUAUACUACUUUGCUGCUAUUAUUUCCUUCUGAGUGCUUGCUUUUCAUGCAAACUUUUUUGGGGGGUUUGUUUUGUUUCGUUUGUUUGUUUUGCUUCGUUUUCUUUUCCCCCAUCUUUUUGAGAAAUAGCUUAUGGAAAGAUGAUUUUUUUUUUGCCUCGGGUAUUUUGAUUUUUAAAGAAAUCUCUAUUUGUUUUUCUAAAAAAAAAGUGUGAAUGACCAAUAACUCAGAAGGGUGCAAGGUGUGGUGGUGGUGGGUGAUGGAUCACAUACGAUGGCUUUUUCACUCCUGGGAAAGGAUUAUCCUAUGCAAUGGAUUCACAAGCCACAUGCUCCAUGCUACAGCUCCUUCUCUCAGCUAACACAACAAGAUACCUGUGAUUUUGAAUUUUACACACCACCAAUUCUUGCCACCAACCACCUCUGGUGGUGGUGACACCAAGAGCCCUACCCCAGUGGUGCUAAACCCGCUGAAGGAUGGUGCAGAACCUUCCCAACUGGGUCUUUAUACACCCUUUUAAUUUUUUUUUUUAAUUAUUGCUGGGUUCACGUCUUGUCC